Molecule: messenger RNA, 1704 nt
Organism: Pleurotus ostreatus (oyster mushroom)
Lineage: Eukaryota; Fungi; Basidiomycota; Agaricomycetes; Agaricales; Pleurotaceae
Exons: 15
Coding region: 1-1704 (567 amino acids)
Biological process (GO): transmembrane transport; carbohydrate transport
Cellular component (GO): membrane
Molecular function (GO): carbohydrate:proton symporter activity
Source: RefSeq, a predicted model, not a curated record
AUGUCUUCAGACAGUCCCAAACGUCAAGUAGACGCUAUUUCUCUGGUUGAGGCCCAAAGCGACGAGUCACCUCAGCCCUCACAUACGAGGGUGGCAUCUCUUCGAGGGCGAAAGCUCACGGCGGCACUUGCUUUUGUCACUGGAACUGGUUUCACAUUGUUUGGCUAUGACCAGGGGGUCAUGUCUGCACUAUUGACUGCAAAGCAGUUCGAACGAGUUUUCCCUCAAGUUGUGGUCGACACCGAUCAUCCAAACCACGCCACCCUUCAGAGCUUUCUAGUUGCUGUUUAUGAAAUCGGCUGCCUACUCGGUGCUUUAUCUAAUUUAUGGGUGGGAGAUCGUCUAGGUCGCCGACAAACGAUCGCGUUUGGGGGUAUCAUUAUGAUCAUUGGCGCUAUUUUACAAGCAGCCGCAUUCUCUUACGCCCAGAUCAUCGUCGCUCGAAUUGUAACCGGUUUAGGGAAUGGUUUGAACACAUCGACGGUUCCCUCAUACCACGCAGAAACUUCGCCCGCAGCUAGAAGGGGGAGUUUAAUUAUGAUUGAAGGCAGUCUUAUUACAUUCGGUAUCAUGCUGUCAUUUUGCAUUGUGCGCCAUGGUGUUACCACGUCUGCGUUGAGCGUGACUAAUGCACGGGAUAGCUUCUGGGCGUCUGCUUCAUCGGUUCAAUGGCGAGCUCCAAUCGCUCUGCAGAUUGUUUUAGCACUUGUCCUUGUAGUGUGCAUUUGGUUUCUUCCUGAAUCCCCACGAUGGCUCAUAAAGGCCAAUAGGCCGCAAGAGGCCCUGGAGGUUAUCUCUGCGCUUGAUGAUAAACCAACUUCCGAUGCGGAGGUUCAGCGUACCUACCACGCAAUCAUGGAAUCAGUUGCCAUUGAGGAACGAAAGAACAGCGACAAGCCUGGUUCUUCGUCGCUCGCGGAUUUGUUUACUGGAGGUCGAAGCCAAAAUUUCAGAAGGGCCUCGCUCGGGGUUGUCAUCCAGUGCUUUCAACAGAUCACGGGCAUCAACAUUAUCACCUAUUACGCAACGAUCCUUUUCGAGCGCCUCGGUAUUUCCGACGUCAAGUCCCGCAUCCUCGCCGCAUGCAACGGAACUGAAUACUUCCUCGCCUCUUUCAUAGCGAUCGUUCUCAUCGACCGAGUCGGCCGUCGCAAGCUCAUGAUAUUUGGUGCAAUAACACAAACCUUGACAAUGGUUUUGCUGGCUGUCCUGGGAGCCGUCGACACGCCCGCGGCGAACAUAGUAAGCUGUGUGCUACUCUUCGCCUUCAAUACCUUCUUUGCGGUUGGGUGGCUCGGGAUGACUUGGCUAUAUCCCGCUGAGAUUGUGGGCAUUCGCAUUCGUGCUGCCGCCAACGCCCUGAGUACGGCAAGCAACUGGACAUUCAACUUCCUUGUAGUGAUGGUCACAGGACCAGCGUUCGCGAACAUCUCAUGGCGAACUUACAUAGUAUUCGCGUGCCUGAACGCGAUUCUUGCCCCGCUGGUGUAUUUCUUCUUUCCAGAAACAGCAGGGAGGUCGCUAGAAGAUAUGGACGUCAUCUUUGCCUAUGCGUACAACCACGGCCUUUCUCCUGUCGCCGUGUCGCUGCGGAAGGAUAUCCCACAAGCAGGUACCCCGGAGGCUGACAGAAUCUUGUUCCCAGACGAUGACCAAGACGACGAAACUCACAUGCGUGCCCAAGGCCAUGUAAAGGAACAAUGA